GUUAAUAAAUUAGAAAUACAAUCUAAUUUAAUUCAAAAAAUUAAUAAUUUAAAAUUAGAACUUUUAAAUAAAGAAAAAACAUUAAUUGCAUAUAAAUAUAAUCAAAAAUUUACAAUUUAUAAAUAUUUAAUUAGAUUAAAUAAAAAUAAUACUAAUCAGGCUGCAAGAGAAUAUUGGCUUGAAAAUAAUUGUUUACCAAAGAGUCAACAAGGUAAACAUAAAAAAAUAAAAUCUUUAAAUAAUAAUGAAGAUUUUAUUAAAAAAUAUCAUGAAUGGAUUCUAUCACAAAAUGGCAUAACAUGUUCAUUAAAAUCUAAAAAAUUUGUUAAGGAUGAAUGUCUUAAAAAUUUAGAUAAAAAAAACUAUUUGUAUACAAAUAACAUCCCAAUG
Messenger RNA from Racocetra fulgida, 390 nucleotides. NCBI's taxonomy places the organism in Eukaryota, Fungi, Glomeromycota, Glomeromycetes, Diversisporales, Gigasporaceae. The record is from the annotation of a GenBank genome assembly.